AUGGAGCACAGCCACAUCUUCUACCUCCUGCCCUCCAACAGCAGCGUGUGGACCCCUGGGCAGCAGCCCCCCGCCAGCACCCUGCGCUGCCCUCUGGGUCCCCUGCCCGUCAUCUACUACAGCACCCUGCUCUGCCUCGGCCUGCCCGCGAACAUCCUGACGGUGGUGGUCCUAUCCCAGCUGGUCCUGAGGCGGCAGAAGUCCUCCUACAACUACCUCCUGGCUUUGGCCGCGGCCGACAUCCUGGUCCUCCUCCUCAUCGUGUUCGUGGACUUCCUGCUGGAGGACUUCAUCCUGGGGGCGCCGCUGCCCCCCUACCUGGGGAAGGCGGUUCAGGCUCUGGAAUUCUGCUCCCUGCACACCUCUGUGUGGAUCACCGUGCCGCUGACCGUGGACCGCUACGUGGCGGUGUGUCACCCGCUGCACUACCACGUGCUGUCCUACCCUGCCCGCGCGCGCCGAGUCAUCCUGGCCGUGUACCUGGGGGGCCUGCUCUCCGGCGCCCCCUACUACUGGUGGCCGGACCUGUGGAGGGGGCCCCCGGGCGGGGGGUUCGGUCCGGCCCAGCAGGCCCUGGUGUGGGUGCACUGCGUGGGCGUGUACCUGGUGCCCUGCGCCGUGUUUUUGUCGCUGAAUUCCGCCAUCGUCCGGCAGCUCCACGGCCGGCGCGUCUCCUCCAUGCGCCUCCGCGGCCGCUACUCCACGGGCAAGACCACCGCCAUCCUGCUGGCCGUCACCUCCGUGUUCGCGGCCCUGUGGGCGCCCCGCGUGGUCCUGAUCCUCUACCUCCUGUACGCCGCCGCGCCUGGCCCUCCCUCCGCCCCCACCCGUCCGCUCCACCUGCUGGCCGACCUAGCCAACAUGCUGGCGCUGCUCAACACGGCCGUCAACUUCUUCCUGUACUGCUUCAUCAGCCGCCGCUUCCGCAAAAUGGCCGCCGCCGCGCUGGGCGCGCCGCUCUGCUGCGGGGACAGGAAGCGGCUGCCGCCCCAGGCCUUCUGCGCCGGGCGCAGCCUGUCCGUCACCAGCAGCUCCCGGGUCUCCCCCGCCGGCUCGCACUGCAUCAGGAUGCUGGUGUACCAGUACGAGCGCAGCUCCGCCCUGUCCCUGUCUCCGCCCGGACCCCGGACCCUGUCCCCCUCCCCCUGCCACUACCGCCACCGGCAGCCCCUUCCUGAGGGCAGCUGA
Molecule: messenger RNA, 1188 nt
Organism: Conger conger (European conger)
Lineage: Eukaryota; Metazoa; Chordata; Actinopteri; Anguilliformes; Congridae
Product: probable G-protein coupled receptor 139
Exons: 2
Coding region: 1-1188 (395 amino acids)
Biological process (GO): G protein-coupled receptor signaling pathway
Cellular component (GO): membrane
Molecular function (GO): G protein-coupled receptor activity
Source: RefSeq, a predicted model, not a curated record